Molecule: messenger RNA, 420 nt
Organism: Entamoeba invadens IP1
Lineage: Eukaryota; Evosea; Mastigamoebida; Endamoebidae
Exons: 1
Coding region: 1-420 (139 amino acids)
Source: RefSeq, a predicted model, not a curated record
AUGCGAGCAAAAUUGUUAUUGACGAACAAGGCUGUGGAAAAUGACGACACGCAGAACUCUCAAAGUGUCGACGACGGGAUUUUAAUAGGGCUGAACGAGGAAAAUGUGGCGGAUUUGGCUAUAAUAACUACAGUACUGAAAUACUUGGAAAAAGGUGAGUUAGUGGCAGGUUGCAUCAAAAAAGUGAUUUUUGAGAGGCAAUCACUUUCCGACCAAAUCGAAUCUUGCCUUGUCAAAUUUUUCGAGAAAAAUUUCGAAGGGUACAAAAACGUGGUUGGAGUUUUGGAAAACAAUAUUGAGAUCCAUCUCAAAAAUCACGAACUUUUGAAAAAAAUCGGUGCUGCACAAAACCUCGAAGGGAUCCCCGAAAGCCUGACGGAGUUUUUGCACAUUUGUUUGUUGGCGGGAGAAAUGAAUUGA